Molecule: messenger RNA, 637 nt
Organism: Mya arenaria
Lineage: Eukaryota; Metazoa; Mollusca; Bivalvia; Myida; Myidae
Exons: 5
Coding region: 98-637 (179 amino acids)
Source: RefSeq, a predicted model, not a curated record
GUCGAAACCGGCUUUAAAUUGUGUAAAUCUUAUUUACUACAUUUCUACCGCGAUUUGAAGCGAAUAUGGACUGAUUUAUGAUAAAAAUUUGUGGAAAAUGAGGGCUGUAAUCUUGAAUUUGUUCUUUGUAACCGUUUUUCUCCUCGAAAGCGAAUGUAAUGAAGAAAGCCAUUAUUGCUACGUUACUGGAUACAGAUCAACAAAAACAUGCACAUCCGGCUGGCUCUGGUCGCGAAGAUGCAACUACAAAUCAGUAUCCACAGCAAAACUGGAAUGUUGUGAUGAUUAUUAUGGUGAUGAUUGUGACAAACCUAAAUGCGGCGAUGGGGAUAUGAAUAUUACAUGUGAUGUUAACGAUGAAGGCAUGGUAAUUUACAAAAAUGGAACAGUUGUGACAGAUAGCAAGGGCACAUGCGUCGCACCUAAUACAUGUGAGAACUGUAACGAGGGAUUUUACCCAAACUCGGAGGUCGGCAAAUGCAAAGCUUGCCCAAAAAUCGAGAAAUGUAAUGUACAUCGAUGUACAAAUACGGAGGAUGUCACAUGCCAGUUCUGUCACCACGAGUUCAACAGCGAAAAAUUGGGUUGGAAUGAAUACACUGGACUGCCUGACAGGAAGCAAUGUGCCCGUAAGUAA